Messenger RNA from Nothoprocta perdicaria, 896 nucleotides. RefSeq names its product ras-related protein Rab-10-like. Gene Ontology annotation, molecular function: GTP binding; GTPase activity. The transcript is spliced from 6 exons. NCBI's taxonomy places the organism in Eukaryota, Metazoa, Chordata, Aves, Tinamiformes, Tinamidae. Gene Ontology annotation, biological process: cellular response to insulin stimulus. Gene Ontology annotation, cellular component: Golgi apparatus; recycling endosome; insulin-responsive compartment. Bases 17 to 643 code for a protein of 208 amino acids. The record is from RefSeq and is a predicted model, not a curated record.
CGCCGCGCGCUCGGCCAUGGCCGCGCUGGCGCAGGGCGCCGCGGGGAAGUCGCUGCUGCUGAAGAUAGUGAUGGCCGGCGAGUCCUGCGUGGGGAAGACGUCCAUCGUGCGCAGGUACACGGAGCCCGCCGCGCCGCCCGCCGCCUUCUCCUCCGCCUCCUACCUGGCAACCAUCGGCAUUGAUUUUAAAGUAAAACCAGUAGUAUUUAAUGGUACCAGAGUAAAACUUCAAAUAUGGGAUACUGCUGGCCAGGAACGAUUCCAUACACUUAGUACUAGUUAUUUUCGUGGAGCACAAGGAUUUGUUCUUGUAUAUGACAUCACAAAUCUGGACAGUUUUCAAGGGAUAGCAAGCUGGAUGAAAGACAUACAUGAGAAAGCAGGUGAUGAAGUGGACGUAGUACUGCUGGGCAACAAGUGUGAUAAGGAAACAGAACGUGUCGUUCCAAAACAGAAAGGAGAAAAGCUUGCUUGGGAACAUGGAAUACAUUUUUUUGAAACCAGUGCUAAAGAUAAUGUCAAUAUUGAGGACGCAUUCUCAACCUUGACUAAGGAUAUCCUGGAAAAGAAAUCCUGUUUAUUAUAUGACUUAGAUGUUGUGGAUCUAAGUGAAAGUAAGAAGAGAACCUGCUGUGCAUUAUGAAAUACCAUUUCAUCUGUUAUUCUAUUUUCUCUUUAGAAAAUAUUGACGAAUGUGCAAAGGAUGGAUGUUAAAAGGGAGCCUUAGUCCCAAAAUACAAUAUUUGGGCAUCCUUUGCACUACACAAACUUGUCUGCCAAAUACUUUGAUAUUUUAUAUACUCUUUUCAUAAUUUUAAAAUGAAGUUAAAUUUGUAUGAGUUUUGAAUGUUACAGGAGGAGAAAUGUUUGCACAAAUUAGGUGUAUUAUUUUUUCA